AUGAUCGAUCCUCUGCCGCAGCCUCCAGCUCUCAUACGUUCCCUAACACAGCCGAUUGCGGAUGCGCUGUCCCUCAAAACCCUGCCCCUCCACGGCCACGAAGUCCUCCUAUCAUUCAUUGCCUACUACCUGAUGGAGAACUUCUUAGCCCCUAGAUUCUCCGCCGAAUUCUUCGCGACGACCUACUCGUCCCUACCACCACGGACCAAGAUCAAUUGGAACAUCCGCGUCGUCUCAACAAUCCAAGCAAUCUUCAUUUGCGGCCUGGCAUUCUGGACAGUCUUGGCAGACAAAGAGCGGGAAAACAUGAACUUGGAGGAGCGAAUAUGGGGAUACACAGGCGCGCUCGGGAUGACGCAAGCGUUCGCGGCAGGAUACUUCAUAUGGGAUGUCAAGAUCAGCGCUACGAAUGUGGGGAUUCUAGGAUGGGGAUCGCUGGCGCAUGCGGUCAGCGCGCUGCUGAUUACUAGCUUGGGGUUUCGUCCGUUUGCCAACUACUACGGUGUGGCGUUCGUACUCUACGCUAUGUCGACACCAUUCUUGAACCUCCAUUGGUACCUCGAUAAGUGCAACAUGACCGGUGGAAAUGCUCAGCUAGUGAAUGGCGUUGCGCUCUUGGCCUCUUUCUUCGGGUCCCGGCUUGUUUGGGGGACUUAUCAGUCGGUGAUGGUGUACCAGGACAUUCUAGCGAUUCUCCAACAAAACGUUGGCGAGGGACCGGGGUCGAGUACACGGACCGGAGACUCAGGAGUGAUGCGCUUUUCCGAUGGAAAGGUGCUACCGCUCUGGCUGGCCUACACUUACUUGGGCAGUAACACUCUCUUGACCGUGCUCAAUUUCUACUGGUUUGGGAGAAUGGUAGAAACAGUUACGAAGAGGUUUCGCUCACCACACAAUAAGAAAGCGAAGCUUGCGAGUGAAUAG
Molecule: messenger RNA, 924 nt
Organism: Letharia columbiana
Lineage: Eukaryota; Fungi; Ascomycota; Lecanoromycetes; Lecanorales; Parmeliaceae
Exons: 2
Coding region: 1-924 (307 amino acids)
Biological process (GO): lipid homeostasis
Cellular component (GO): endoplasmic reticulum; membrane
Source: RefSeq, a predicted model, not a curated record